Cataglyphis hispanica is the source of this 2385-nucleotide messenger RNA. RefSeq lists its product as uncharacterized. The transcript has 2 exons. Bases 1467 to 1787 code for a protein of 106 amino acids. The record is from RefSeq and is a predicted model, not a curated record. NCBI's taxonomy places the organism in Eukaryota, Metazoa, Arthropoda, Insecta, Hymenoptera, Formicidae.
CGUGUGCGUGUGUGUGUGUGUGCGUGUGCGUGUGUGUGUAUACAGUGUGUCCGGUCUCAACCGCAUCACCCGUCGUAUGCAGAUAGAGCAGGUAAAAUUGAGGAGAAAAGUCAUGUACCAUUUUUUUUAUAACGCUUAAUAAGAGAGUUAUUAUUGAGAAAGUCUGGCCAAUCAUCACCGAUCUUUAGCCAGAUGCACGUCAGUGAGGCAAUGUAAACAGCUGAACGCUCACGCACACAUGCCAGGCACGCGGCUCAUUGACGUGUGUCCAGCUAAAGGUCUGCGCUGAAUUGUCAGACUUCACUCAAUAAUAACUUUUUUAUUAAGCGUUACAAAAAAAAAUCCUAGUAUUCUUGUUAUUCUUAAGUUACUUUCAAUCUUAUCAUUUUCGUAAUCUUUCUGUCUUACAUUAUGACAAGAAAUGAAAAAGAUUUUUUAAGAUAUAUGUACUUUUUUAUGUUAUUAUGAUCUGUAUGUAAGAUAUUAUUAUUUUUAAUCCGUUUAUGUUGGAAUUGUACAAUUCACACUUGUGCCAUGAAAUGAUAAUAUGAAUUUAUUUUUCAAGAAUUCAUAAUAUUUAUUUUUAUAAUUAUUCUCUAAAGAGUAUAAUAUAUAUAGAGACUUCUAUGGUAUUUUCAUUUUGCACUUACUUUUUAUAUGUUUUUAUUAAUGUUGUAUAUAAUAUAAAAAUAUAUAAAAAUGUAAACGAAAAUGAAAUAUGCUUCGAUAAUUAAAUUGCAACACAACGGAAUAAUUUUUAGCGAUUGUUUUCUAAGGAUAAGAGAUAUUGUUUUUUUUUUUCUUAUGGAAUACAAUUCCUCUUACUAAAUAUAAUUCUUCCUAUAAUAUAAGGAUUUAAUUAGAUCUUAAAAAUAUUAUAUAAUAGAUCUCUUUGUGUAUAUCUCUUAAUUAUUGACAGUAAUGCAAGAAAUGUAAAAAAAAAAGGAUACAUGAUUCUGUAUUAUAUUUUUAUACUUAUAAUUGAAUCUCUCAAACUGUAUAAGCGAUUAAAUAGUUAUAACCGUGUAACAAUGAAAGAAAUUAUUUUUUGUCAAUAGUAUGAGUAAAAAAAUAAAUAGUUUUUGAAAAAUUCGUUGUUUAAUUGUCGCUGAAUCAGCAGGCAAGCCGAAUUGAAUCAAGAAGAAAAACACGCGAGCGAAAAGAAAGAAUGAUUGAAAGUUUGAUUGAAGAUCAAAACUAUCGAGGCGUGAAUCGAGGAAGAAGAAUAUAAUGAUUCUUUUUCUCCGAGGAAACAUUUCAGUGGCUCGCGGUCGACGGCCAGCUUCGCGACAAUUGACUCGCGACGGGAUGGUGCAAGAAGUAGCCAGAAGUAAUUGUCAGUUAUUCUCACAGAGACUAGAAAGCUGUGGCUAAGAGAAAUAUAUAAAACGGCAACAACGAAGCCCCUCACUUUAGUUCGACGAACCAAACUGUUAAACUCGCUUUCAGUUCAUCACGAGAGGACGAUGAAUAAUUUGAAGAUCGCGUUGAUGUUGCUAUGCGCCAUUUACGGCGUAUUGGGAGGUCGACGUUACAUCGCAAUCCCCGUUGACGGUAUUGAAGGUAUCGACGUCAUUGAGGUGAACCCAAUCACAUCCUCAUUGUCCAGGGUGGCUCGACAAACGGAGGCAUACAUACCGGUCGCUAUACCCAGCGUCGUUCAUCAGGAUGACUCGAGAGAACAGCGAUCGGCCACACAUGUCCUAGAUUAUGUCGAUUUUGGGGGUCAGACUGGCUCCAACGGAGCCUUUAGCUGGUACGCCGACUAUCCAGCUCAUCAUUUAUAAUUUCUUCACUUUAUCGAGGCAAAAUAAAAGAGAAUAUCGCGAAUUUUAAAUCAUAAUUAAAAGCAAUGUAUAAUUGUACAAACAUUGCACGAAUGAAAGUUAUUGUUGUAAAAGAUGAAAAAGAUAGAUUUACAAAAAACGGCGGUACAAAAAACAAAAUUCUCCGAAUUCUAAUCUAAAUAAAUUCAAAUAUCUGAAGAUUCAAGAACAAUCUAAGAAUUAUGAUAUAAAUUAAGGAAUUAAGAGCUAAAGCAGGAAAAGAUAUUUUAAACAUCGAAUGAUUCAUGAGCUAUAUAAGGAAGAUAUGUACAUCUUACAUUUUAAGCCAAUUUUCUUUAUUUUUUUCGUAUUUUUUACGAUACAAUAAAUAGUGAGUUUUACAUCUCAUCGUUUUUUACGUUAAUAUAUUAUAUUCAGCUAGGUAUCCAUGGAUCUAAAAAUUCAGAAAAACGCAUCGACCGAUUCUCAUAAAUCAGUUCAAAUUCGAAUAAAUCAGAUCCAUCGAUUAAGACAAGAGGUACAGCCUUAGGAUAUGAUUAUUUUUAUUUUUGUACAGCCAAGUGUAGCGUUUAUAUACGCGUGUUUUUUUUUUCAAAAU